CAGAUUCCGCUCUUAAAAUAAUUAAUAUUUUUUUUUAUCCAAUUCUGCAGAGUUUUUCAACGAUCGAAUAUAUAAUAAAUACCCUUUUCUAGAUAUCCACAUUCCUCAAAAUCAGCCAUGAUGAAUUCUGAAGAAGCUCCUUGCCAUGUCUUCCUUGUAUGCUAUCCCAGCCAAGGACACAUCAACCCCACUCUCAGACUUGCCAAGAAACUCGCCGCCGAGGGCCUUCUCGUCACCAUUUCCACGGCGGUGCAUUUCGGCAAAACACUGCAGAAAGCUGGAAGUAUCGGCGCCGGCGACUGUCCCACUCCGGUCGGCAAUGGCUUCAUCAGAUUUGAAUUCUUCGAAGAUCGCCUCCAAGAGAUCAAUCCCAAGGAUAUGAACUUGACCCGCUAUAACAACCAGCUCGAGCUCUCCGGCCGGCCGUCGCUCACCGGCCUGAUCAAGAACCAAACAGCCGAAAACCGCCCUGUUUCUUGCCUGAUUGUGAACCCCUUUUUUCCAUGGACAUGCGAAGUUGCUAAGGAGCUUGGAAUCCCCUGUGCCGUUCUUUGGGUUCAAUCAUGCUCUGUGUUCUCAAUUUACUAUCACUGUUUCCACAAAUCCGUCCCGUUCCCUUCUGAAUUGGAACCCAAAAUCGACGUUCAUCUCCCAAUUUUGCCACUUUUGAAGAACGAUGAAAUCCCAAGCUUCUUGCAUCCAAAUAACAUCUAUGGCGUUUUGGGGAAAGUUCUGUUAUCCCAAUUCAGUAAAUUAUCAAUACCCUUUUGUAUUUUGAUGGAUAGUUUCGAUGAACUCGAGAAAGAUAUCAUCAGUUACAUGUCUAAUAUCAUUCCUUUGAAACCCAUUGGCCCAUUGUUCUUAAACCCACAAAAUGUGGAAACAGAGGUCUCUGCCGACUGCUUAAAAGCAGAGGAUUGUAUGGAAUGGCUAAACUCGAAGCCCCCACAAUCCGUUGUGUACGUUUCAUUUGGAAGCAUCGUUUAUUUGAAACAAGAGCAAAUAGACGAGCUCGCUUAUGGACUGUGCAAUUCAGGGCUCUCAUUCUUAUGGGUUAUGAAGCCGCCCAAUGAAGCUCUCGGGUUAAAGGGCCAUAUUUUGCCGGAAGGGGUAAUGGAGAAAGCAGGGGAGAGGGGAAAAGUGGUGCAAUGGAGUUCGCAAGAGAGGGUUUUGUCGCAUGAAUCUGUUGGGUGUUUUAUGACGCAUUGUGGGUGGAAUUCGUCGGUGGAAGCCAUCGGCUGCGGCGUGCCGGUGGUGGCGUUUCCGCAGUGGGGGGAUCAGGUGACCAAUGCUAAGUUUUUGGUGGAGGAUUAUGGAGUUGGGGUGAGGCUGUCGCGUGGAGCAGAGGCAAAUGAGUUGAUUUCAAGGGAUGAGAUUGUGAGAUGCAUAUCGGAGGUGAUGACCCGCGAUAGCAGCGGAGGAGAAUUCAGGCGGAAUGCUUUGAAAUUGAAGCAGGCAGCGGCGGCGGCCGUGGUGGACGGCGGAUCCUCCCACAAGAACAUCCAACAGUUUGUUAAUGAGACUAAGAAGAGAUGUGUGAGAGGCAACUUUUAG
This is a messenger RNA of Cucurbita pepo subsp. pepo (vegetable marrow), 1554 nucleotides long. The record is from RefSeq and is a predicted model, not a curated record. Lineage: Eukaryota; Viridiplantae; Streptophyta; Magnoliopsida; Cucurbitales; Cucurbitaceae.